CCCGAGGGUCUGUUAUAUCUCUGUUCCUUGAGUACCUCUCUCACUGAGACCGACCACAGCAAGCAGAGGCUGAAAAAAAAAAAGAGCAAAGAGGAAGAAAACAAAAGCUGCCAGUUAUGGAAGAUGUAAAGGAUUCCAAACUCAGGAGAUUUUGUUCCAAAAAUAUACUGAUCAUCCUUGGCUUCUCCUCUAUAAUAGCUGUGAUUGCUUUGAUAGCUGUGGGGCUGACCCAGAACAAACCAUUGCCGGAAAAUAUGAAGUAUGGGAUUGUGCUGGAUGCAGGCUCUUCUCACACGACUUUGUACAUCUAUAAGUGGCCAGGAGAAAAGGAGAAUGACACAGGGGUGGUGAAUCAGUUAGAAGAGUGCAAGGUAAAAGGUCCUGGAAUCUCACAAUAUGCUAAUAAAACACAUGAAAUAAGCAUUUAUCUGACUGCAUGCAUGGAAAGAGCCAAGGAAGUGAUUCCAAAGUCCCAGUACCAAGAGACACCUGUUUACCUGGGAGCCACGGCAGGCAUGCGGUUGCUCAGGAUAGAAAAUGAAGGGUUGGCAGACAACGUCCUGAUUGCGGUGACACAGAGCCUCAGCAAAUACUCCUUUAACUUCCAGGGUGCCAGAGUCAUCAGUGGCAGAGAGGAAGGUGCCUACGGCUGGAUUACUAUCAACUAUCUGCUGGGAAAAUUCAUUAAGAAAUCGAGGUGGUUCAACCUGAUGACAAAUGAAAGCGAUAGUCAGGAAACUUAUGGAGCUUUAGACCUUGGGGGAGCCUCUACGCAAAUCACUUUUGUGCCCCAAAACCAGACUAUUGAGUCUCCACAGAAUGCCCUGUACUUCCGUCUAUAUGGCAAGAACUACAAUGUAUACACACAGAGCUUCUUGUGCUAUGGGAAGGAUCAAGCGCUCUUGCAGAAAUUGGCCAAGGACAUUCGGGAGACAGACAAAAUCCUCAGGGACCCGUGCUUUAACCAUGGAUACAACAGGGUAAUGAACAUUAGUGACCUUCAAGACAGCCCUUGCACCAAGAAAUACAAGAAGAUACUUGAAUUCCAACAAUUGCAAAUUCAGGGCACUGGAAACUUUCAACAGUGCCAGCAAAGCAUCUUUCAACUCUUCAACACAAGUAACUGCCCUUACUCGCACUGCUCCUUUGAUAAGAUUUUCUUGCCGCCACUCCGAGGACAUUUUGGGGCAUUUUCAGCUUAUUACUAUGUGAUGAAGUUUUUAAACCUUACAUCAGAGGAACCCUAUUCUCAGGAAAAGGUGAUUGACACGGUGGAAAAGUUCUGCUCUCUGCCUUGGGAAGAGCUGAAGAGAAAUUUUGGUGAAGUACAUGAGAAGUAUCUGAGUGAAUACUGCUUUUCCGGAACCUACAUUAUCUCUCUCCUUCAGAGGGCCUAUCACAUCACACCUGAUUUCUGGAAGAAUAUUCAUUUCAUGGGCAAGAUCCAGAACAGCGAUGUGGGAUGGACUCUGGGCUACAUGCUGAACCUGACCAACAGGAUCCCAGCUGAGCAGCCACUGUCUGCACCUCUCUCCUACUCCACCUAUGUCUUCCUCAUGGUCCUCUUCUCCCUGAUCCUGGUCGCAGUGGUCAUCACAAGCUUGCUCGUCUUUCGCCAGCCUUCGUAUUUCUGGAAAGAUGUGGUAUAGCAGGAGCAGCUGAAAUCUGCUGGCUGGAGUGAGGAAAAAACUUGCCCAGGGAGCACUUUCCUCCACAGUAGUGCACAAGGUCAUCAUCCUUCCUUGCUCACCAAGGCCAGUCUUGAUCAACAUGAAGCUUCCCUGGCUUUGCUGAAGCCUUUCCUUGGGAGAUAUUCACCACCUUCUGCCUCAAGGACUUCCUGGCAGACAGUGUCUCUUUCAUCUUGCCUUUCCCAACUCCCUCUUUCUGUUUUGUACUCUGUGCUCGGCAUAGGUCUUAAAAACCUACCACUUUUCAUCUUUACUUUAUAAAUGACCAAUACUGACUUUGUCCAGAAGAACAGAGUCCUGAGUCCUGUGCUGAGAAGUUGCGCUGGCUACAGAAGAAUCUCAGCUGUAUUCUUUCAGACACUUUCUCUCUCAUUUCCCAUUUAUUAAGAAAGCCAUAUAAUGCCUUUGGAGAGGGCAGACACCCAUCCCAUUCUCAGCCUGCCCUUUGCAUAGGAGAAUUUUCUAUACUAGGCAAAUAUAUGCUAGGGCCAAAGAGUCUUGCAAUGGAAUUUAUGUGCUUGUGUGGUUAAUACAAUACUUACUCUAAUCUGAAACAGGGAUGUGAGUGAAUCACAUAUUUCUGGGUGAUGCCAAAAUGCUACAGAGAGGAACACCCAGAUCAGAGAUUUUUAAAAAGCUGAUGUACAUAUAGGCAUUCAGAUAUCAGGGCACACUACAUGGUAGGUAUAUACAUGCCAGGAAAAAAUAUAUAGUUACAACACAGGGCUGGGAAAAUGCAUCCUUCACUGCAUAUAUCGGGGUUUUGUUUUUAUUGUUGUAAAAUUCAAAUAACAUAAAAUUCACCCUUAUAACACGUACAAUUCAGUGACAUUUAGUGCAUUCAUAAUGUUGUGCAACCAUCACUACUAUCUAAUUCCCGAGUAUUUUUAUCACCAAGAAAUUGGCUAGAGACAAGACCAUUCAUUCCUGAGUAGGCUCAAACCACCUACCUUUCAGUUAAUAGCCAAAUAUGCUAAUCAACUGCACUACAAAGAUGCUAUUGCGUUUUAAAGCCAUGCCAUGUCUUAUUGUCCCAGGGUUUACUUUAAUGAGAGAGCUGCAUUAGUGUAGAAUGGUGUGUCUUUUCACAGUCGUGGUAUUUACACAUCAAAAUGUGCCAGGAACCAGAUCUUAAAAUGUUGAUGCUACCCCUGACAUAUAAGUAUGAGUUCUAUUUACUUAUCCCACGGAAUAUUUUGUAGCUACGACCUUGUGAUGAAAAUAUUAAGAGACCCUGUACCUUCUUCCCUUAAGAAAUGCUACAAGAGUUACCUGUUGAGCAGGACAGAGUGGUGAUGUGUUACUCUGACCUUCCCCCAGGCUCUCCAUCUCUGUAUCUGGGGAUUGACUGCUGGUCUGGUAGAGGGCAGGGGGAGGAGAGGAGGAGGACAAUCUCUCCCACAAACAGGAUGUCAAAUAUCCCUACAUCUCUUGAAUAAUCAAGUCACUGUUGACGACAUCCAAGUGAAUAUAAGCUUAAUAAAGCUGUGGACAGGAACAUUUUCUUUUCUGAUACAAUUGAACUUGUUGUACCUUGAUUGGGAAUGAGAAGCCAAAUUAGGACAUGUUUAAACUCCUUCUAGUGGUAGUUGGUUAUAUUAGUGUAGUCAGUACUUAUUGAGCAUUUGUUGUGUACUAUGCUGUGUGCCCAAGUGCAUUACAUUCAUUUUCUCAUUUAACCCUCACAACAAUCUGUAAGUAGGUACUACCAUUCCUCUUCACAGAAACAGAAACUGAGGUUCAGAGAGGUUAAGUCACUUGCUCAAAUGGCUGAGCUAAAGCCUGGCAUGCACUUAAUCAUUAUUUUCUCUCUCAAAUAUACUUCUAGAUUGCCUCCUUAUAACUUCUAAGCAUGCACUUAGCUCUGCAUGAAUACAGGGCUUAUGGGCAUGGUGAAAAGGAAAGUAGACAGAUAACCUGUUUCCUGAUGGACUUGUGACUUAAUAUUGCUUUAAGUUCACAGAGGCUGUAAUGGUAAGUGUGACACUCUGUUUGUAUACUUCGCACGGUAACAAAUGUGCCGUAUGAUGCUAAUCUAUGAUUCCCAUACUCCUGGCUUCUUUACUGUUUGCUCACUGAACAGCAGUUCAGCAUCAAAUAAAUAGUUGAUAAUGAUGGAAAAAAAAAUUCUUUAAGGAAUUUGAGAGCCAAACUCCACUUAUAAAUCUCAAAUCAUGGAGAUGAUCGGCAAGUACAACCUAAUCUUAUUCCUGUUGGCGAGAAAGAUGGUUUUGAGACACAUCCAGAAAUCUUCUUUGGGCCAUUCUGGAUGAGGAAAGCCAAAUAAAGUUGAUUACUAUCAAUCAGUUUUAACAUUGGAUUUCUCACUGGUUGUAAAUGAUUACCAUUUUUUUCUGGACUUUCACCCAAAUUUGGUUCUGGUGACCCCAUUCCCUUAGAAAGUGGGAAACUUUAUGAACCCAAAGGGGUAAAAAUCAGAAGUGGUUAUUUCUAUGGACAAAAAAAGUGAAGUUAA
Messenger RNA from Pteropus alecto (black flying fox), 4167 nucleotides. RefSeq names its product ectonucleoside triphosphate diphosphohydrolase 1 (gene ENTPD1). Gene Ontology annotation, biological process: nucleoside diphosphate catabolic process. The transcript is spliced from 10 exons. The coding region runs from base 117 to 1649 and encodes 510 amino acids. The record is from RefSeq and is a predicted model, not a curated record. Gene Ontology annotation, molecular function: GDP phosphatase activity; UDP phosphatase activity. Gene Ontology annotation, cellular component: plasma membrane. NCBI's taxonomy places the organism in Eukaryota, Metazoa, Chordata, Mammalia, Chiroptera, Pteropodidae.